Molecule: messenger RNA, 541 nt
Organism: Pezoporus flaviventris
Lineage: Eukaryota; Metazoa; Chordata; Aves; Psittaciformes; Psittacidae
Product: pancreatic secretory trypsin inhibitor-like
Exons: 4
Coding region: 118-465 (115 amino acids)
Molecular function (GO): protein binding
Source: RefSeq, a predicted model, not a curated record
GUGAUUUCAGUGUUGUCACCACAAGACUGCAGGGUGCAGCUGGCCAUGUAAGGUGGUGCCAGAGGUGGGGAAAGGUAUAAAGGUGCCAGCACAGACUGCCAGAGACAGGAUCUCUAAAUGCCUCUAAGUGUCCCGUUUCCUCUUUGCUGUCCCCAGCAAAGCAUCACCUUGACUAUGAAGGCAACUGGUGUUUUCCUGCUCUUCUCCCUGGCACUCUGCUGCUACCAAGGAAGCGCUGAGAUGGAUGGAGCUGCUGGCAAAGGAACAGAGGCAGCUUGUGGUGAUUAUUCCCUAAGAAAAGGUUGUGCAAAGAUCUUUGACCCCAUCUGCGGCACAGACAACCUCCUAUAUGACAACGAGUGUAUGCUGUGCUUUCAGAACCUGCAAAGAAACACCAAUGUGCGCAUAAAGAACAGGGGAAUGUGCCAGAAGCCCUCUGCCUGCUCCGACUCCACUCAAAACUAAAAGGUACAGCUGUUCCAGAGAAGAUAGCACAAAGCUGUCCCUCACCUGUACUUCUAAUAAAACAGGAGCAUUGCCA